AUGGACCUGUCAUGGGUCCCUACGCCCUUUGAGGUGUACGGCGUGACCCCACUCCAGCACCUCAUCAUGGCCGUCACCACCACCUCCGUCCUCAUCUUCAACCUCCUCAUUGCCCGCCUCAUGUCGUGCACCCAACGGCCCGCGCCGGACACACUCGUCCCCAAGGUCACUCCAGCAGAGCUCUGUAUCGUGCUGGGCAGUGGCGGCCACACGGCAGAAAUGCUCAAUAUCCUACGGCAGGUCGAGGGCUUACAGACGGAUUACAGGAGGAUGUAUAUUGUGUCUAGUGGUGAUGGGUUCAGUGCGGGGCGGGCCGCUGAUUUUGAGAAGGAGCUGGCGUCGUCCGCGACGGCUGUGGCAACGGGUAAGGGUAAGAAGGCGGCGAAAGGAAAUACGAGUGCUGGCAAUGAGAAUUACACGAUUCAUACGGGUCUUCUGACAACGCCAUUCACGACUCUAAGAUGUAUGUGGGACUGUAUGCGCAUCCUGCGUUCGUCGCCGCCGGAUCUGAUCGUCACUAACGGUCCUGGAACGGGUGUUUGUGUGGUGUUAGCAAGCGUGCUCAUGCGAAUGUUGUGGCUCGUGCCGUCAACGCCGACGGGGGUUGCGGGCGCGAACGGGAAGGCUGGAAAGGGCAAGGAAGCCUCGGAGAGCGGAAGCGGCAGCAGGAAGGAGAUGCGCACAACGUUCAUCGAGAGUUGGGCGCGGGUCAAGACGUUGAGUCUGAGUGGGAAAAUUCUGGUCUAUUUCGUGGAUCGAUUCGUGGUGCAGUGGCCGCGGCUGGUGCGGGAACAGGGGACGGGAAGUGUUGAGUAUCGGGGCCCGUUGGUGAGAUAG
Molecule: messenger RNA, 837 nt
Organism: Cyphellophora attinorum
Lineage: Eukaryota; Fungi; Ascomycota; Eurotiomycetes; Chaetothyriales; Cyphellophoraceae
Product: UDP-N-acetylglucosamine transferase subunit alg14
Exons: 2
Coding region: 1-837 (278 amino acids)
Biological process (GO): dolichol-linked oligosaccharide biosynthetic process
Cellular component (GO): UDP-N-acetylglucosamine transferase complex
Source: RefSeq, a predicted model, not a curated record